This is a messenger RNA of Diabrotica balteata, 9056 nucleotides long. Lineage: Eukaryota; Metazoa; Arthropoda; Insecta; Coleoptera; Chrysomelidae. The record is from the annotation of a GenBank genome assembly.
AAUGUUGUUAGGCUUACAAAUGGAGUCUAAUGGAGUCGAUUUAAUGAAAAUCCUCUGAAAAAGCAAAAUCAAUCGAAAGCAUGAGAAAUUCCUUUGAAAUGACCUAAUUAUGACCAUUCUUCACAUUGAGAUAUUGGAUAGCUAUGUAGCUGUGCAGAGGGAAUAAGCCCAUCUGCACCAAGUUAGUGCAAUGUCCCAGAGAGUUAAAAGGCCUAAUCGUAUUGAAGAUGGCACAAUUCCUGUUAAAAGGCGUAAACGCACGGCGGCGGAGGAAGAAGAAGCGACCGCCUUGGCAGCAACCUCAGCAGCUGCCGCGGUUGGAGCAGGCGGCAAUGCCGUUGGUGCCGGUGGAGCGGCUGGUGCCGCCUGGCAGGCACCGCGAUCUAAUGAGCUGAAAAGUAUUUACAACAGAACCACCACAGAGGCACCAGCAGAACUGUUCCGUAAAGAUCUGAUAAGUGCUAUGAAACUACCAGAUUCAGAACCAUUAGCCUCUGAUGAAUAUUGGGUGAUAAUAGACCAGUGGAAGCAGGAAUGGGAGAGAGGUGUGCAAGUGCCAGUCAAUCCAGACAGUCUACCAGAACCAUUGGUCAGCAUCAAGCCUAGCCUUUCGUCUACUUUUAGACCACAAAACACAGACUUUAAACUGCCUAAAACAAAAUACAUGCGCAUCACAAAAGACGAACAUUUUAAUGUAGAAGAACACAAAUUAUCAGAUGCUCCCGCUAAAUCGGAAGACGCUUGUUCUUACGAUCUGGAUGAGUGUGACGUCGCCUGGCUCAAAAUUCUAAACGCUGAACGAGCUUCCGCCGGUUUGGGUCCUAUUUACGAGCAACAACUGGAAAGGGUAAUCGAAAGGUUGGAGCUUUGCUGCUGGGAUAAAAUUCAAUCUAUACUCAAGAAUGAAGAGGGGUUGGGUAUUGAAUACGAUGAGAACGUCAUCUGCGACGUGUGCCGUUCUCCUGAUUCAGAAGAGGGUAACGAGAUGGUUUUUUGUGAUAGUUGCAAUAUUUGCGUUCAUCAAGCCUGCUAUGGUAUUACAAGGAUACCAGAAGGGCAGUGGUUGUGUUGUACUUGUAAUCUCGGAAAGAAGCCGGAGUGUGUGUUGUGUCCAAAUAGAGGAGGGGCUAUGAAAUCUUUAAGGACUGGUCAAAAGUGGGCUCACGUCUCGUGCGCGCUCUGGAUACCCGAAGUUAGCAUUGGAUGUGUUGAAAAAAUGGAACCCAUUACUAAAGUAUCCAGCAUUCCGCAAAGCCGUUGGGCUUUAAUAUGCGUCCUUUGUCGAGAACGAGUCGGCGCGUGUAUACAGUGUUCGGUAAAGACUUGUAAAACCGCAUACCACGUGACGUGCGCAUUCAAACACGGCCUCGAAAUGCGAGCUAUUAUAGAGGACGAAAAUGCGGACGAUGGCGUCAAACUUAGAUCUUAUUGCGAAAAACAUAGCAAAUCUAGUAAAAAAGAAAAAAGUAUAUGUUCCGGAUCGGAAGAUGACGAUUGUAAGAGGAAAAAACGUAAAGAUAUGACGUCAGAAGAGAAGAAUCAAGCGCGUGCGAUUCGUCUGCAGGAAAUAGAAGCAGAAUUUUUUAAACACGUUUCCGUAAAAGAUAUUCAUUUUAACCUUGACAAUGACGCCUUAAUAUACAUCUAUAAUUAUUGGAAAUUGAAGAGAAAAGCUGGUUUUAACAAACCUCUUCUUCCACCGAAAUCAGAAGACGUUGACAUGCUUUCUCACAAGAGAGAACAAGCCGACGUUGAAAAAAUGAAAAUGUUUGUACAAUUGAGACAAGAUCUAGAGCGGGUUAGAAACUUAUGUUACAUGGUUAGUAGAAGAGAAAAAUUGUCGAGAUCAUUCUUCCGAAUGAGGGAGCAGACGUUCCACAAACAAACUGCAGUGUUAGAUUCUUCUCCGUCAUUACCUUCAUCUGUGAUCGAAGCCGUCAUAGAAGCUAAUCAUGGUCCUUCCAUUUAUGACAGACUUUAUUCACAUAAUGAAGCGGAAGAUCACACCAACGACUUGGAAGCUAUCCUAGCAAGAAUAGCUGGCAAGUCACCGGCGCAUUCAGGAGAUGAAUCCAAAGUGGAGGUUAAUGGUUUAUUCAAAGACGUUAAAAAUAAUCCCUACAAGAAAGUGUACUUUAAUGGUUCUUCCAAACGAAGAAGUGCCAGUUUAUAUGGCAGCAGUAUGUCAGAACCAAGCAGUAGUGACGAAAAACCAAAAGAUAAUAAAGAAAAUAGAUUGCACACUGAUAGCGAAGAAGAAAAACCUUCUGUGUCUAGCACAACAAAGAAAAGAUCUAUACCACGAAAGUCUAAUAAUGUCAGUAAAGUUGUGGAGAGAAAGAGACGAAAGAAACACAAUGCACCAGUUAAACAUGGUUUGGAUACUAGUAGUGAAGAUGACAUUAAAGAUUCCAAAAAGGAUUGGAGCCAAUUUUCUAGGUCGAGGUUAAGUCAAAUGGAUAAAGAAUUAGGUGAUUCGGCUAGUGAUAGUGAUGAACUGAUGAUGCCGAUAAAAUCGCUAAAUAAAGAAGACAAUCAUAAAUCGACUGCGAAAUCCAUGUCGUCAAUAUACUCGGACACGGAUAGCUCCGACGAUUCCGGCAAAAACGACGACAAAUCGUCCAAUGCCACUAGUGAUUCCCAAAGUAAGUUACGUACAAAGGCAGCAGUUAAAGAAUUUUCCCACAAACCUUCUAAAGGAAAUAAAAAUAGUAAUAGUACGACAGAAGUUAAAAAGAAAGCUAAACCAGAAGAGGCUAAAAAAGAGAAGGAUUCGAAGAAAAAAGAUUACGUACCUUCUGAUCUCAUUGUUCCUCAAAGACAGGCGGCUAAGAAAGCUACAGAAAACCUGAAGACAAAUACGACUUCGAGAGCCAAAGACCAUCCCGCUACCGUCGAAGAACCACCACCGAAAGUGGAAGAAAAACCAAAGCAAAAAUUAAAAACGAAACAGGCGAAAGAUAAUAAAGAAAAAGAUGUUAAAGAAAAAGAACCAGAAGUGAAGGAAAAACCAUCAAAAGAAGUCAAAGACAAGGAAGUCAAAGACAAAGAAGUCAAAGAUAUCGUAAAAGAGGAGGAAACACCCAAAGAAAGAGAAAAAGAAAAAGAAAAGGAACAACCGCCAAGUAAAGAGGUUAAAGAAAAGAAGAAGGACAAGGAAAAUAAACAAGCAGUAGAUGUAUUUGACAUUGAUAAAGACAUUGAAAAGAUCGAACCUCAAGAACUGCUAUAUGUACCACAGCGACAAGCUGCUAAAAAGGCUGCCGAACAUAUUAAGAGUGGUCUCGGAAAGCCCGUUGUGCCACAAGCAGCUGAAACGGGACCAACUCAAGAACUUACUGAUAAAGUCAAGAAAGAAAUUGAAGUUAAGAAAGUAGAUACAACAAAGAAACCAGAAGUUAAAAAAGAGGUUGAAGUGUCGAAACCCGCGAAAGUAUCUGAAAUCAAAAGAAAGUCUUCCACUAAUUCGAGCAGCAAUUCGUCUUCCUCUACUAGUAGUUCGUCGGAUUCAUCCAGUUCUUCGAGUUCUGACAGCGACGAAGAGAACGCAGAUGAAAAGUCCAAUCAACAGCAGCCGCGAUCGGAGAGUAGCAAGCGGAGUGUUGCCAAGGACUUGCCCUUUCUUGACAAGGGAGCCAGGUCUGCGGCAACCUCUGGUUCCUCAAGCUCUAGCGAUUCAAGUCCUCCCUCAUCACCCACAAAGAAAGCUAAAUCCCCUUCACCUCCUACUACCCGAACAGACUCUCCAUCGCGAGCCGCAAAUGAACUUACCAAACCCAAGAGGAGUCCCGAUAAGAAACAGCCUUCGGCGACUUCUAAACGUGAAGAACAACAACCGUCACGACCACCUAGAGGACGAGGAAGAGCUCCUAGAGGUCGUCCCAGGAUAUCGAACUCUGGUGAACGGCUCGGAGAUGCUAAUGUCAGGAGUAGAGAUUUGUCUGAUGGCCAACGUGUCGGUUUGGAAGGGGAAUCGAAAUCUACCAAAGGAAGAAAGGCCAGACCAACUCCACGAGAUAGUGUGGACGAAAAAGACACCAAAUUACUCUCUCCGGUCAGGAAAACGGACAAGAAAUUGAAAGACGUCAAAUCGCUUGAAACCACUUCGUUAGAGAAAGAAAUGACGACGAGAAAGGUCGACAAAGAAAAAGAAAUUUCCGCGACAAAGGGUAAAAUGGAAAGACUUUUUGGUACUCCUGAAGUAAAAGAGGAAAAAUUAGAUAAGGUUGAGAAACCUGAAAAGAUCAAGAAGGACUUAAAUAAAGCGAUCGACAAUCUUUCAAAACCAUCAGAAAAACCUCUGAUAGCACCAGAAAAAUUAACUAUACCCGAUAAAAAUAAUAUUGAGCAAAGUAAUAAACCGAAUAAAGCCACAGAUAAACCAAAACCGGUUGAAGAAAAGAAACCGCUGGAACAAACUGUCACCUCUGACAAACCAAAACUGGAAGAACCUAAAAAUGAUUUAUCGUUGCCCGAUCUUACCGAUAAAGUUACCAAACCAGUCGAUAAACCGCCGAAAAUAGAAUCAUUAGUUAAAUCUCCCAACAAAGAAUUGAAAGAACAACUCGAAAAGAAAUCGGAAAUUAAAGACGAACGGAAAAUAUCAACAAAGAAACCUGUUAGCAAGGGUAGAAGUAUAGACGAUAUAUUCGCUAAUAAACUAUCUAACAGCGAAACCAAAGAAAAUAAAAUAGAAAUUAAGAAACCUCCCACACCUAAACAGUCCAAGGCAACCGAUGAAAUAACUUUAGCAGAUAAGAUAGUAGAUGAUCAUUUACAAACGCACAAAGCAAAAGAUCUCUUUAAUCGCCAAGCGGAAGUCGUUCAAGAAGCUUUCAGUGUCACAUCCGAUGUAACGAAAACAUUGCUGAACGAUCUAGAAGCCGAGAAGAAAAAUUCGUUAAAACCAGCAGGCAUAACCAAUCAAGUUUUGCAGAAUCGGUCUAUAUUCUCCCCACAACCGCAUAUUAAAGAUAAUGAUUUCUUAGACUUGGUAAACUUUGACGACAUGGGAAUCACCAAAGAUGACGACUUGAUGAAGAGUUCCCUCACUUGGAACUUUAAUACUAGCAAUACCAUAAUACGAGAGGAUACAAAAGAAGACAGUGCCAGAGAGACUCUUAAUCUUGUAGAGAAAUUGCGAAUGGGACUCUCGAAGAAAUCUGGCGUUAGUGAUAUUGACGAGCCGACAACGAGCGAAGUAGAAUUCCCUCAAGAACAAGAACAACAACUUUCAGAUCACAUGAACAAAGACGGUAAAGAGACAUCGAAUGUAGAAUUAGAACUAAAAGUUCAGGUCACGGAGGUCGCUCCCUCUAAACCGUUCCCAGAUAUCAACAAAGACCAACAGCAGGACUACAACUAUUUGAGUGUUCCUUCCGAUCUGCCUAAAGAUAUUGUUCACCAAAAUGAAAGUCUCACGGAUCAUACGACGCCCGUUCAAGGCGACGAGCGUUGGGUUCCUCCUAGCGACAAUUACCCGAACGUGCAAGCGGUAGACCCGCGAAAUUACAUAGACUCAUUGGUGCCAUCGAUGAGUGCCGACUCCAGUGUACCGUCCAUCGUUCCGGAACCGGUAGUACCUCAUUAUUUGGAGCAAUACGCGAACAACGCCACCGAAAACAAUCAAGAAAAUCACAAGAAACAAUUAAACUCGUUACCUGCCCAAUUAGAAGCUCGACUUCAGGAGGAGGUGCUCAAGACCCAUUCGCCUUUGUUGCAAGACAGAAUCGACAGGAGAAUAUCGCAGACGCCUCUCAUCGACCCUUCGUCCAUGGAUUGCAUGAACAGUCCGAUGCCGUACGCCAAUAUUCAUCCGCAAGCCAAGUGGGCCGACUGCGAAGUCAUACCGAAUCGAAGAUCUGUUUCAAGGUCAUCGUCCAGCUCUUCCUCAUCAACUUCGUCUAGUUCCCGGCGAGACGAAGAAGAACCUCGCAUUCCUGACGUAAGAUUGGUGAACCACGCAACUUUGGACAUGGCAGCAUCUUACUUACCAAACCAAGUUCCGCCGGCAUUUCCACCGAAUCCUAUGGAUAAUUUUGGCGGUUAUUCAGCUCCGGACGGUUCCUGUUAUCCCGUUAGUUUGUUUCCUCCGCCGAAUCUUAAUACUCAGUUACCGUUUCCUCCUACGGGACCUGCUCCGAUGUAUCAUCCGCCUCCUGCUUUUGGUGCUCCUUUUCCAGCUCAACCUCUCUCCAUGCCGACGACGAAACCAUUGGAAGAAUCUUCGGUCAACUAUUCUUCGCCCUGUACUGCUGCUUUUACGUCGUCGCAGCACAAUAUGGCCUUUACCGCUGCCAUGGUCAACAUGCCACAAUCUGCGGAUCCUAUGAAGCCCCUGGAACAACAAUUGGACGAACAGUUACUCGGAACUCCAUCCAUUGAUCCUGUAGCUGUUCCGUCCUUGACUCCAACGACGUCUACUGAAGAAAUCAUUCCUUCACCCGCUCUCAGUAAUUCGACGCCAACGGCUAACAGCACCCUUCCUUCCCCUAGUACUUCGCUGAAGUCGAAUAGCUCGGCUGGUAAGAAAUCUCCCAGCAAACCCACCAGGACUUCCGCUAGAGUGAGUUCGCAAAUGAUGAACAAGUCACCCGCUAAGAGUCCAGGAAAGAGCCCGAGACAAGAGACUGCACUUAAACAAAGCGGGCCCGGUAGGGGGCGAGGCGAUUCUAAGAGGGGUUCAGGAAAGACAGGAUUGAAUCGAGGAUCGGGAACGAUGAGAGGAAGGGGACGAGGAAGAGGUAGAGGAAGGGGUAACCACCAUAGCGACUACGACUUUGUGAGUGCGGGUACUAUUCACAACAAAUUAGUCGGUACUGUUUAUGAUCUAGACUUCGAUGAAGAUAUUUCCAAUGACAACAUGGCUGAUUUGAAGUCAAUGAGGGAGCGAAGAAAGUCCUUGGACAUCCACGAAAGGAAGUUCGAGCCGUUUUCGUCCACCAGAGAUUCGCCUCGGUCGCCGAAAUUUUCUAGUCCAUCACAAACAUCACAUAAAGGUAGGAGUUAUAAUACUGAUUUACGCGAACUGAGGCCGCCAACUCCAAUCGAAGACAGCCGAUCGAAAACAGACAUAUCUCUCACCAGUUCGGACAACGAACCACCGCAGGCGUUCCCAGACGUUACUCCGCCUCUUCCGGGACCAGUGGACAUGCGGACUUACAGUUCCAGCUUCGAUCAGACGUACAAUGAACAGAAUCUGCUCAGCGCUUUCGCCAGCGGUACUGCAGAGACUCAGGUGCAAGAAAUAGACGAGGACUUCGAGAAGGAGCUGCACACGGCUCUGGCGAAGAAACCGGUCGAAACUCCACCACCGUCGUCGUCCGAAUCAUCCAGCAAUAUGAAGGUGUCCUUAUCCGAUGCUCGGAAUCAGCUGAAGGUCAAAAUCAAAGGGCCUAUCUCGAAUUACACGUCCACGGUCGCUUCUCUUCCACCUCUGCCUCCACCAGUACAUGAUACAUCAACGCCAGUGGCGGUCAACUCUGUUGCAAAUAAUUCAAUGUUAAAUAGCGGAUCUACCUCUGUCGGAUCAUCGUCUGGUCCUUCGAGCUUGAGGCGGAUGAGGAAGAAGGAGCUGUUGAGGCAAUACGUGACGCAGGAUAUGAACAUGGACGAACCUUUGAGCAAUACCAGCUUCACAGCACCGGCAGCGCCUCCAGUGAACCGAACCAUAAUAACCAUUCCGAAAGCAGUGGCUUCCAUGACGAGCAUACCAACGAAAGAGGACUACCGGUACUACAGAACCGACUCCGACGACCUCAUAGAUUCGAAACAACACCGGAAAGAAUCGAAGUCGCGUCCUCUAUCACGGGAGCUUCGUCAGCUGGAUUUGACGGACAGUGAUGGGAACCUCGAACGGAGGCGGAACAGCGGUUCUUUGGGCAGCAACAAUUCCAGUUUAGAUUCUUCGUUGGCUAACAAAAGGAGAGGACGGCCGACAAGGCCGUCGUCUCAGCAGCUCCAACAACCACAACCGGCCGCUCCCAAGCUCAAAAUUAAAAUCGGCAAUAAUACCAACAGUAUUGUGGGUGGACCGGAGAGUCCGCACGAUAAGAGGGAUAGGAUACGACCGCCCAAGAAACGACUGGCUGCCACGCUGAACAAACCUUCGGUGGAAGAUCUGAAGCGGGAGAGUAUGAAAUUCCGCAAAAUGAUGAUCAAAGAUUUGAAAUUCCAGCACAAAAAGAAGGAUAAGAGCGAGAAGAAAAAGAAGAAGAAGCUCAAGUCCGAAGUACAAAUAGUCGCCAACGCGGGCGAAAAUCCGACGAAGUUAAUCAUUCGUUUUAACAAAAAGAGUGACAGUGACAAUGAGAAACGGACGAGUGGUGAAUCGGAACUCGAUAUUAAUAAAGACAUAGUUGAUAAUAAACUUCCCGUGGAAGCAGACGAACAAUUGCCGCCGGUUAAACUGACUCCUAUCAAAUUAAAACUGUCUAGGUGUCAAGAAGGCUCAGGGUACGUGAUGAAACCCCCCGUCCACACCACCGAAAAGGAAGAAGAGCGAGUAGUUCAGCCGGGCCAACCUCCGCCCGAAGAAGCCGAGGCUGCGAAGCCCCGAGUAGACGCCGAACCCGCCGCCAAUUCCUCACCGCCCUCUCUAGAUCCCACUCCUCCGGUUUUAGCCGUCAGUAAAGACUGCGAAGUUAGAUGAUAAUCGUGUAAAUUUAUUUAUGUCGAAAUUGUGUAAAAUAUUGUAAUAUUGGUUGGAUAUAGAUGGUGACCAGUGAAGGAAGAUGUAGAGAGAUUAAUAGAUAAUUGAAAAGAUAUUUGUACAGAUCGAUGAAAUAUGCUAGCUGCUAUUCACAUGUUUAAACACACAUUGUUAAGCUGACUAGUGAAUGUGUAGGCUAAGCGAAAGACACGUACAAGGAGAUGUUUUCGUUACGGCUUUCAGGUUUAUAUUCGCUUUUGUCUAAAGCUAUCGAAACACUUUUAUAUAUACACGUAGCUAUUUUUAUUUACUCAACUUCUAUCAUGUUUUUACAAAUUAUUUAUUUAUCAUUCGCUAGAAUUAUACAAUUUGAAAUGUAUAACAACUUUUAUAACAAAUGACCUUU